UUCAAUAAAUGUUUACUCAUAUAAAGAGCUCAACUGAGAGUAGAAAUAGUAUUGUUGGAAGAAUUGCAUGCUGCUACUGGGAAGGAUUUUGUGCUUAGAUUAAAAUCAAUCUGCAAUGGAAGCUUUUAGGCUGCUGUUCAUGUGCGUUGGAUUCGCCACGACAGUCGAUAUCUCUGUGAAAGUGGAAUUCAGGGGCAGUGCUGUGAUGACGUCAUACCGCCAUGAGGAAACGAUCACGGCAAAGAAUGAGCAUGAAUUGAGAGAGAAAUUGGCUGAAACGCUGGAAAACGCGUUGCUGGAUAAACAGAUUGAUGAAGUCACCAUAACAACCAAUAUCUACCCUGGCAACAAGAUUCAUUCAACCCAGGUUACCAAGUUUGACGCAACAAUUUCAAAUGGGCUGGAUGAAGCGACUCUCGUUACCAGUACUAGAGGUAAUGACAUCACUAAAGCCGUUACGUCAUCUGCAACUAGAAGUACCAAAGAAGUUCAUGACGUCACAACCACAACUGUGCUUGAAAACGUGUUCACAACUCGAUCGAUCACUUCGAUUGCUUCCACUCAAUCGCUCCAGAAGUCGACUUCCGCCUCGAGCACAGAGAACGGUGGCUUCAUUUACGAUUCAAAAUAUUUCCGAGCGGUCUUUUAUGGCACACGGGGCGUCACUUUAGGAAUUGCAGAAUCACUUUGCAAAAACAAGUUGGCUAAUAUUUAUGACGUCACACACCUCAAUUUGCUGAAAGAAUAUUUACGCCCAAUGAUUCCUGAUAAGCGGGCAUGGAUUGGAGUUCGUACUGGAAUGUCUUAUAAGGACGGUAACAUAUAUUUAACCAAUGGUACAGAAGUAUCUCUGCCAACAGAAGUUUGGUACCUGGGUUAUCCGUCUUCCUUUAAAUUGAGCACAACAGUUGUUCUUGUAGUCAGUCUAGACACGGAAUACAACCAAGUGCUUCAAAAUGUUACUCCAAACUUGAUUUCUACCAACAGGGUUUAUUUCGGAGCCAUCUGUGAAACUGAAAUAUAA
Styela clava is the source of this 1024-nucleotide messenger RNA. The record is from RefSeq and is a predicted model, not a curated record. NCBI's taxonomy places the organism in Eukaryota, Metazoa, Chordata, Ascidiacea, Stolidobranchia, Styelidae.